Messenger RNA from Tarenaya hassleriana, 1792 nucleotides. RefSeq names its product protein SAD1/UNC-84 domain protein 1. Gene Ontology annotation, molecular function: protein-membrane adaptor activity. Gene Ontology annotation, biological process: nuclear envelope organization. The record is from RefSeq and is a predicted model, not a curated record. NCBI's taxonomy places the organism in Eukaryota, Viridiplantae, Streptophyta, Magnoliopsida, Brassicales, Cleomaceae. Gene Ontology annotation, cellular component: nuclear envelope.
AACACGUCCCACGGAAAUAGGAAUCAAGCGGUUUCCAGUUUCUCCUUUUGAAAUUUGCACAGAGACAGAUUUUACCACUUUCGAUUGACAUCGUCGCCACUGUUCCUCAUUCCCAAUUUCUCUCGACAUUUAGGGUUUUGAUUCUGGAAGGGGAGAUCAUUUCGCACGAGUUCCUCUGGGUCAACCGGAUCGAUGUCCGCAUCAACGGUGUCGAUCACCGCUAACACGGCGGCGGCCGCUCGCCGGACUCCAGUUAUCUCCGGAGAGAAGAAAUCCAACCUCGAUUUUCUGGCGAGCGAGUCUCUGGCGAAUGGAGGUGUCCGGGAAACCGCCGGUACGAGCAGGGAUCUGAUCCGAGCUGAGGCGGUCGUGGAGAGAUCUCCCAGCAAUUCGGUUCCGGUUAUCAGGAAGACGGCCUCCGCCGCCACGGGGACCAACGCUGCCACCACCACGCAGCGGCGGACGCGCAAGGUCGCGACGCCGAAGCCGCCGGAGAAGCCGCGGUGGAAGAGGGUGUUGAGGGUCUUCGCGAAGCAGCUUUCGGUUCUUUUGUUACUCGCUGGGUUGAUUCAGGUGGCCAGGAAGGUGAUUCUGAGGGAUGCGAAUACUUCUCCGCCGUCUUCUUUUGGGUCGGAGAUCGCAUUCUCGGAAUUGGAGGGCCGAAUCGCGGAAGUGGAUGGUUUUGUGAAGACUGCAACGAAGAUGAUUCAGGUCCAGGUAGAAGUUCUCGAUAAGAAACUGGAUAAAGAAGCAAAAGCACUGAGGCAGACGAUCGAUGAGUCAACUUCAGCAUUGAAGACCGAGCUGAAUAAGAUAGAGUCUAGUUUCGACAGGUUAGAGAAGUCAGUUGAUGAUCUGAAUGCUCAAACUUGGGUGUCCAAGGAUGAAUUGGAGCGGAUUUACGAGGAAUUGAAGAAGGAUAAGGAUGACGAGUCUGCAGUUGAUGACAUAAACCUCGAUGAAGUGAGGGCAUAUGCUCGGGAUAUAGUGGAGAAAGAGAUAGAGAAGCAUGCUGCAGACGGCCUUGGUCGUGUAGACUAUGCAUUGGCCUCGGGUGGUGCUUUCGUGACCAAACAUUCGGAACCUAAAGGGAGUAACUGGUUCGGGACAAAUCGGGUCCAUACCAUUGCCAAUAAGAUGUUGUCUCCCAGUUUCGGGGAGCCGGGCCAGUGUUUUCCUCUGAAAGGAAGCAAUGGGUAUGUUCAGAUCAGGCUAAGGGCACCAAUCAUACCAGAGGCUGUAACUUUGGAACAUGUUGCUAAGAGUGUGGCAUACGACAGGUCGAGCGCUCCAAAAGAUUGUCGAGUAUCGGGAUGGUUCCAUGGGCAGGACAUGGAUUCUGGGGUUGAGACCGAGAAGAUGUUGCUUCUGACAGAGUUCACUUAUGACCUAGACAAGUCGAACGCACAGACGUUUGAGGUUGCGGACUCGGCUCGUGGCUCGGGACUCGUUGACACUGUCAGGCUGGACUUCACUUCCAACCACGGCAACGGUUACCACACUUGCAUCUACCGUUUCAGAGUCCACGGCCGCACCGAAACAGAGGCCAUCUCCGUCCUGCCAACCGAAGCCUGAUUUCAAACACUUCCAUGGCCCCUCCUUUUUCUGUAACAUUCCUUUCUUCUCUCUCUCUCUCUCUCUCUCUCUCUCUCUCUGCUGUGAUUAGGGUUUUCUUGGUUGUGAUCUUUAUAUUUCUGCGUUACCUCUUUUCUUUAUUGUUGGAUUAGGCAAACACAAUUGGAACGUUUCAACGUUUUGGAAAAUGCCCAAGUUUUAAGAGUUUCUCAGCCAA